UUACCACGUGACCUUUCCUUCAUCUUCUGACUUUCACACAUAUCGCAGUGGACUGUCUUGGUUACCAGAUGACACCCAAUAUUCUGGCCCUAUUGGGAGUCGACCCGUCCGCUGAUCUCAUAACUGUGUUUCUGAAAGAUCUGGUCCAACACCUCAACACAAGUUUGACAGCUCCUGAAGUGAAAUCAUAUUCAGAUGCAGUCUACUUCAACUACUAUCCACUCGGGAUCAGCUUCCUCUUCGUCCCACAAAACGGGUACAAGCCCGCUGCGGGCCUGAAGCGCGAGCAACUCAAAAAUGAUUCACUAGUGCUUGAUAGCAUUAACAUCUACAACUCCCCAAUGCCUAAGGCGACCCCCGAAAAAUCAACUACAUCCAGUCGAACAGCAGAGCUCGCCUUCUCUACUUAUCCCAUGUCAAAGUGGAGCCUACCACUCUCACCUGAGGCUUCGGUUUCCCAUGAGUCCUCGAUUGAGAUUUCGCUCACAACAACUGGUAAAGAUUUUGUCAGCUGCCUCGGAGAACCCGAUAGGAAAGGCGGUGGUGCCGGGCCUUCGUCUGGGUCCAUUGGCAUUUGGUGUGAGUGGUCGAAGCACGGAAUUAUGGUUGAGUUUGGUGGGGAUGAAGCCAGAGGACCGCAAGCCUGGGAACGUGGCAAGGACGCCGUGUGGAGGGUCAUCACAGUGUUCUCCCCAAAGCAAGAAUAGGCUCAAAGUAGAAGGCUAAGUUUGAGCUAAGCAAAACAUAGACGAAGGAAGACAGCUAUUCAUCAUGCGUGACAGCGUGCUCGUCGAAAGAAGCUGCUAUUGAGGCGUGUAGAUUUCUAUGAUUGUGUGCCGCAUCUUUUCUCCCAUGAAGACUACCUUUUUCUCGAGCUCUGGUAACACUAAGACCCAGGUCCUGCAGGAAACUCUCCUUGCGCACCUCAGUCACUUGUUCCUUGGAUUGGAUCUGCAUUCAUCUUGUGCGCUCGAAGCCCGAUCUUCAUCUUGGGGGAAACACGAUCCUCGUCCGUCAUUCACAUUAGUCACGACCUCGCUUCACGCAGAGCUCUAUGCCCGUUUCGUUCAAC
Molecule: messenger RNA, 1072 nt
Organism: Suillus paluster
Lineage: Eukaryota; Fungi; Basidiomycota; Agaricomycetes; Boletales; Suillaceae
Exons: 3
Coding region: 69-707 (212 amino acids)
Source: RefSeq, a predicted model, not a curated record